GCGGCCCCCUCCGCCGCUCCUUCCCCGGCUGCUCCGGUGGCGCACCCGGCGCUGCUUCACCAGUUCAGGGCAGACCUCUUAGUACCGAACGGGAACGCGUUAAAGACCGGAGGAGCUCCGGUGUCCAGCAGCGCUAAGCCCGUGUACGCCACCCCGUCGCCCGUGGAGAGCACGCCACAGAACAACGAGUGCAAACUGGUGGAGGUGAAAGGUGCCAAGCUGGCCUCGUUCACGGUGAAGGACACGGAGCUCAUCUGCCUGCCCCAGGCUUUCGAUGUGUUUCUAAAGCACCUGGUCGGCGGGCUCCAUACCGUGUACACCAAGCUGAAACGGCUUGACAUUACCCCUGUGGUGUGCAACGUGGAGCAGGUCCGGGUGCUGCGGGGGCUCGGGGCCAUCCAGCCUGGUGUGAACCGGUGCAAACUCAUAUCCAGGCAGGACUUCGAGACGCUGUAUAACGACUGUACCAACGCAAGCUCAAGGCCUGGACGACCGCCUAAGAGGCUGCAGAGUGUGACAGAGGGCGGGACUCACCACAUGCUGUCCCACAGUGGUCUGAUGCAUGCUGGGAUCAUGCCUCCUGCAGGUGACCACCCAGGCCUCACCUCGCACACACAGUACAUACAUCUGUCUACGCUGGCCAAGAAGAUCAAGCUGGAGGCGAUGGCUGGUUACCACAGCAACCAACAACACUGCAGGCCAAACGGAGAGAACGGUGACCACAACGCUGGACUGGUUCUAGAUCAGUUACCCUUCAUGAUGAUGUCACAUCCUCUGAUACCUGCCAGCCUGGCGCCGGCCUCUGUUUCCAUGGCGAUGGGCCAGAUGAACCGACUGACCACGUUGGCCAGCAUUGCCAACGUGGCACAGCUUCACGCCAACCCCCCUGCCAGGGCGCCCACCUCUGUCAUUAAGGAGCGAGUGCGAGACAGCCCCUCCCCUUCUCCCUCAUUGGAAGAUGCUCAGAUGUCAUCCAACCACAGCAGCAGCGUGUCAAGUUCACCCUCUCACACAGAACGCACUGCUGAAACCACAAACCCACUCCAUGAAAACCUGUCAUCAAGCGUGUUGGGACAUUCCCCUGGUGUGGUGCAGGGGGGCAGAGAGACAGAUGUGACUUCAGUGGAAUACAGCAAGGAAAGCAAGAGGAGCCACUCUGACAGAGAUAGCAGCUCCUUGGCCACUCAGACAACCAGGGAGAGCUGUGAUAAACAGGUCUACCAGAAACCCACAUCAGGCAGGGAGGUCUGUGAGAAGGUAUCUUACCCUGCAGGACAGAAGCUCCCAGCAGGGCUCCACCACACUCCCUUUAUCUUCCCGGAAGGCUUGUCCUCCAUAGAGACCCUGCUCACAAACAUCCAGGGUCUGCUGAGGGUUGCCAUAGAGAAUGCCCGAGCACAGGAGAAACAGGACCAGCUGGAGAGGACGGAGCUAAAGAUGGAGUUGGUCCGAGAGAGGGAGCUCAGAGAGACCUUGGAGAGACAGCUUAGCAUGGAACAGAAAAACAGAGUUCUGAUCCAAAAGCGCCUGAAAAAGGAAAAGAGGAGUAAGAGAAGACUACAGGAGGCCUUGGAGGAAGAGGUCAAACUUCGUGAUCAGGCAGAGCACAGCCUGCUACACACUGCCAACACACACACAGCCCAUCAAUCAUCAGCAGCCCCUCCUCACACAGAAUCUGUGACCCAGGAUGUGGAUGGGAGCAACCAUGAUGACAACAGGCUGGACACCAAGGCGACAGUACAAGAGGGCAGAGUGUUCCUGCAGACCACUGGGAUGUAUUAGGCGAAAAGAUCGAUGGAUGGACAAAUGAAUGGAUGGAAGAAAAGAGCGAUCAGGUUUUCUCAUUUUUGAGAAAAACGAUCAACAGGCAUGCUCGGUUGCACGGUAGCAUCCGAGAUUCCUGCCUCCAUCUCCUCAAAAGGACUCUGCUACGUAUCAAGGGUGACAUUUGAACUUUUUUUUAUUGUUCUCUUGUUUAAUUUAUUGCAUUUAUCACAGAAUCUCAGCUGUAGUGGGAAUAGUACUUUAUUCUGAUGAUGUGUUUGACUGUGUUUCUUUCAAUCAAGGUUUUUAGGUCCUAAAUGAAAAUGACCAUAGUUGUUUUCUGUCAGUGCUGUUUAUCUGGACACAAGUGAUGCAUAUAACUUGUAACAGAGUUGUGUACAUAUAUAUAGUCCUCAUUUUUGUUAUUAUUAUUAUUAUCAAAAAGCAUAAUGGCAUGUUGUACAGUCAGUAAAUGGCUUGUAUUGUGUAUGUUAUGCAGUAGUGCAGUUUGACAACACAAACAAUACAAAUCCUUUUUAUUAAAUUGUGUUAGUGCUUCUUUCUUUUUUAAGCCUCUGAAUGCAUCACAUUUAAUUGUUUUAUGUGAAUAGAUAGUUUUAUUGAUUUCUCAGUAAUACAUUGCACCUACUUGAAAUGUGGAUUUAUAUU
Monopterus albus (swamp eel) is the source of this 2433-nucleotide messenger RNA. RefSeq names its product dachshund c (gene dachc). The record is from RefSeq and is a predicted model, not a curated record. Gene Ontology annotation, molecular function: DNA-binding transcription factor activity, RNA polymerase II-specific; RNA polymerase II cis-regulatory region sequence-specific DNA binding. Gene Ontology annotation, biological process: regulation of transcription by RNA polymerase II. The annotation marks the transcript as partial. NCBI's taxonomy places the organism in Eukaryota, Metazoa, Chordata, Actinopteri, Synbranchiformes, Synbranchidae. The transcript is spliced from 11 exons. Gene Ontology annotation, cellular component: nucleus; transcription regulator complex.